This is a messenger RNA of Exophiala xenobiotica, 1602 nucleotides long. RefSeq lists its product as uncharacterized. The coding region runs from base 1 to 1602 and encodes 533 amino acids. The transcript is spliced from 7 exons. NCBI's taxonomy places the organism in Eukaryota, Fungi, Ascomycota, Eurotiomycetes, Chaetothyriales, Herpotrichiellaceae. The record is from RefSeq and is a predicted model, not a curated record.
AUGUCGACCGUCCAUGAUCGGGUAGCUGAUGAGGAUAUUAUGGAGUCUCUAAUUUGCUCCGAUCAACUUUACGAUCACCAGUAUCGUGACAACAUUCGAAACAUUUUCCUGCCCAACGGCCGAGACUCUAGGCUUUAUGCCAUCGCAACAGAGGCAUGCAGCUCAGAGGCAACGCUCUAUAUGCAUUCGGAUGCCGACCCGGAAGAUGAAAAGAGUGCUAUGCAAAUCUUUCAACCCUCCUCAAAGGCUUCGCACGACGGGGUUCCCAGCGACUUGAAUGACGCCUCUUUUGAUGUGCUUUUAGAUGAAGACGGCAACAAGCUGAGACUUCUGAAAGACCAUCAAGACCUUGAAGAUUUCUUGACGACUCAUCAAGGUCCCGUCGUCUUUCACAUACGACAAGAUUAUUCACACGGCCCGUUGCUGCUGACCGAAGAGGUCUAUGAAGCAUUACGGACGCGCUUUGGAAUUUUCAACAGAUUUAAAGACAUUCUCCUAUACCAAGGACGGCGGCAAGACGAGAUAGAGGUUGCGCCUCCUAGAGUACAGCUGAACAUGCUGCCACAAUCUGUGAGCCGCUGGUCGAGCACAGGUUUUGAACUUGCAUAUUGUAUAAGGUAUAUUCAACCUAACGGAAGGAAAGAUGCACCGUGUCCGUGGUCUCUUCGUCAGUUUGUCGUCUACCAGAGAAUUGAUUCAGCGACAUGCUCCAUGUUAUCGAUCUUUGUGUCGCUACCUGCGGCAGCACAGCGGCUAUCUUACCAAUUAUCCGGAGAAGGAGAUGCUGUCGGUGUAAAAGGCGCACUCGAACUCCAUCAAGCAGUGCAGAAAUGGGCUGUGGCUCAGUGGAGACCAUACCUGGUUUACCUUUCAGAAAUUUUGAGUGACCAUACGACCAAACUUCUACUUGUUUCUCACGGCCAAGGUGAAGCUGCUGAGCUGGCCGACUUCGGCCUUCGCCAGCGAUUGAAAAUGCUACAAGACGACAUCCUUGACACAUUACUGUGCUUGAAAUCGAUGCGCUCAACGGUAGAGGAUACCAGCAGUGCGGUUGACACCGUCCUUUCUCGCAUGCAAGGAGACGAUAUUUCAGCUAAGGUCGCCCAGGGUCGCAAGGACGUCUGGCGCACUGAUACUCUGAAAGAGCUUUCACUGCUCCUCGAACGUGCUGAUAAUCUGCAUGCAAAAUUGAAAAGCUCCAUUCAACUGCUUUCAAGCUUUCUUGAUCUUGAAAGUGGCUACAUUCUUCAAAAGCUAUCGCUUCAAGCUCAAGAGGAAAACAUCAAGAUGGAGGGCAUAGCGAGAAGGAGCAUGGAAGAUGCGGCUGCUGUCAAACUUCUAACCAUCAUUAUGCUUUUAUACCUGCCGGCUACUAUAGUCCUCAACUUCUACUCAACGGAGUUUAUCAGUAAGACCACGUCGCAAAACGGCGAUGUUGUUACAGUCGUAGACCAUGACUGGCCCAUCAUGCUCGCCAUAUCAUUGCCGCUAACAGUGGCGACGGUGGGCUGCUGGUGGCUCUGGACGAAGCUGCGAUCUGGGAAGCUGCGAGCAUUUUGCGCCAAUCUGAUGCCCAGAGGAAACGCCGACAGCCCAUGCUGA